AUGAAGUCACACUUAAAAAGAUUUCGCUUCUUAAACUAUAUUAAGAAAAUAAAAACGAAAAAGAUUUUGUAACUAAAAGAUAAAUUACAGGAUGAAAAUUCACAUAAGCCUGAUUUAAAUAUUCCUGCUUUUGACUAUAAACGAACUUUAAUCCAAACAAAUUUCGAUUAAACUGUUUUGGUUGAAAAUCCAAAAUUUUAAGAACCUUAAACUAAAAUACAAGAUACUUUGUAAAAAAAAGUAGAAAUUCCUAAAGGGCUUAUGCUUUUGGAUAUUGAACUUGUUGAUUUUGGAUUGAAAACUAUGAUUACUAUGAAUGAAAAACUUACUGUUGCGGAUGUCGUUUAAUAUAGUGUUGGUUUUCUUGAUAGAAUAUUUUCUGAUCCUUAAACUUGUACUAAAAAUCCGUUUAGAUUAAUUUAAAAUCUACAAAGUAUAAUAGAAUUUGAUAAUAAAGUUAUAAUGAAAGUUAUUGAUAGUCAAAAUAAAAUUAAAGAAUUAAAAUAUGUUAUUGAUAAUCAAAAUGAUAAAAUUAGAUUGAUUAAUAAAAUUGAAGGUUUGUUAUAAAGGUAAUAAAAAAAAUAACAAGUUUUUUAAAGCUAUUAGACAACAUUAAAUAGAUAAAAUAAUUGAAAUUAUAAAAUUAUAAUUAAAGGUUAAUAUAUAUAAUAAAAUAAGUAAUAAAUAUUUUUAGCUUAACUAUUUAAUUCAAUUUAUUAUUAAUGUAUAAUUUUUAACAAAUAAAAUUAUGAAUAUUUUUC
Ichthyophthirius multifiliis is the source of this 761-nucleotide messenger RNA. RefSeq lists its product as hypothetical. The transcript is spliced from 6 exons. The record is from RefSeq and is a predicted model, not a curated record. NCBI's taxonomy places the organism in Eukaryota, Ciliophora, Oligohymenophorea, Hymenostomatida.